Messenger RNA from Fulvia fulva, 708 nucleotides. RefSeq lists its product as uncharacterized. The transcript has a single exon. Lineage: Eukaryota; Fungi; Ascomycota; Dothideomycetes; Mycosphaerellales; Mycosphaerellaceae. The coding region runs from base 1 to 708 and encodes 235 amino acids. The record is from RefSeq and is a predicted model, not a curated record.
AUGCACGGCCCAAUCCAGGCCCUCCUAGAACUGGUCGAAGAGCUCAUCGCCGAAACACCCAAAGACGUCGACUCAAAGACUGUCCUAACAGAGCAAAGUAUCCGCCUUCUCCUCGACCCUACCGAUCUCACGGCCUCACAACUUGGCCUGCGCCAGAAUGACUUCCCAACUGUCCACGACAUCAAAUACAUCUCCCACCUCCUCACCACCGCUCCGCCUCAACACCUCCUCGCCCUCCUCUUAGGCCACAACGAAGCGCAAAAGACUUUGCGAGAAGUCCUCACUCCCGUUGAACUCUCUCGCGUGGACCAAGCGACGUACGCACGCCUGCAGAUUUUGAAGAGGCAGAGCGUCAGUGUCUCGGAUGCCCUGGGACGGAGACUCAGCGCCACGAAGGAGAAUUACCGCAUGAUGAAGGCCACCAUGAAGCAAUUUGUGAAGACGGCGGGAGUUGCGAGUGUGUUGGAUGAGACGGCGAGGGAGAGUCUGAUUGCGCUUUUGUGGGAUGAUUUGGUGGGGGUGGAGGAUGCGCUGAACGCGCUGGAGGUGGAGGAGGCGCAGAGGGAGGUGAGGGCGUUGAUGGUGAAACUUGAUGCCAUUCUGGCCAAGGUCCUCUUUGUGGGGUGUGAUGUUGCGGGCUUGAAGGAUUGUCAGUUUCGAUGGGUUGUGGAGAUGAGGGGCAUGGGGAGGGAGGUUCUUGGGUUGUGA